ACCGGCUAAUGAUGGCGCGCAGUAUUUUCUAUGUUUAAUAAUUAUUUAGCGUACUUGGUUUACUGUGGGUACUACUAUUUUCCUAUUUUCGGGGCGUGGCGUAACUGAUAUAAUAAUCGUUUAGUGUCUUCCAUACCUGUAAUCGGAAUAGUUUAGAAUGGCAGCGGAACGUUUGGACGUGAUUAUAUUUGGAGCUACUGGUUUUACUGGUAAAUACACGAUUGAAGAAGCUGUGAAGUUGUCUCAAGAAAAGCAAUUCACAUGGGGCAUUGCUGGUAGACGUAAGGAGGCUCUCGAGGCUGUCUUAAAGGAACAUGCGCCUAACAGAGAUGAUAUCCCGAUAUUAAUUGCUGAUGCCAGUGAUCUAGAGUCUCUGAAGAAAAUGACUGAACGGGCCAAGGUUGUAGUCAAUUGCUGUGGACCCUACAGAUUUUAUGGGGAACCGGUCAUCCAAGCCUGCAUUGAUACUAGAACCCAUCAUGUCGAUGUUAGUGGUGAACCACAGUUCAUGGAACGCAUGCAAGUGGAGUAUGGACAGAAAGCUAAAGAUGCAGGGGUUUACAUAGUGAGCGCCUGUGGUUUUGACAGCAUCCCUUGCGAUUUGGGAAUCAUAUUCUUGCAAAAUAAAUUCAAUGGAGAGGUAAACAGCGUUGAAACAUACUUAAGCUCUUGGAAGACCUCAAACGUUGGAGGUGCUGGAAUGCAUUAUGGAACCUGGGAAACCGUCAUUCAUGAAAUAAGUCAUAGAAACGAAUUGCGUGGUCUGCGAUCCAAACUUUUUCCGGAAAAAUUACCAAACCUGACUCCGAAACUCGUACCCAGAGGACUCGCCCACAAAAGCUCUAUUUCCGAAGGGUGGUCCACCAAAUUUCCAGGAGCAGAUAAGUCAACAGCGCUGCGCACCCAAUACUUCCUUUUCCAGAACUAUAAGCAACGACCGGCCCAAGUUCAAACUUAUAUAACUUUCAAAUCCAUUUUUGCUCUAUUCGCAACAGCGAUUGUCGGUGUCAUGGUGACCCUCAUGACCAAGUUUGAGUGCGGAAAACAGCUUCUUUUGAAGCACCCGAAAUUCUUUACUGCUGGUUUCGUGAGCCAUGAGGGACCCAAGCCCGAAGCGAUGAAUAACACCCAUUUUGCAAUAACCUUCAAGGCGACCGGAUGGACAGAAGCAUUAGCUGAACCAACCGAUGCACAUACAGGUCCUCCAAACAAAGAGAUGAUCACCAAAGUGACGGGUGUUAAUCCUGGUUACGGUGCAACAUGUACUGCCGUAAUGACUGCCGCUCUCACGAUUUUGAAGGAGGCUGACAAGAUGCCCGAUAAUGGCGGCGUUCUUCCUCCAGGCGCAGCUUUUGGCAAGACUUCGAUAAUAGAAGAAUUGAAUAAACAUGGCUUAAAAUUCGAGGUGAUUUCAUCGAUUGAAAAAUAGAGGUAAUCCAGCAGAACGUAUUUCUAACUAAAUAUCGGCGCAAAUAUCAUUUUUCUGAGCAGAUUUAUCAGCGUUUUUCCUACUAAAAGAUUAUUACGCUGCCGCUAAGCGACUUACGUAGAAUAUAAAAUUAUUGAUUUGGGAAUUCGGGGCACGUCUAAUAUCGAGCUAAGUAUUUAUACGGGGCCAAGCAGCUGUAAUAGUUCCUUGUAUUCGCAAAAAAUUUCUUGACUUUCAAGAUUUGAGAUUUCAACAUUUGACUCGUUGCAUUUAUCUUAUUGUUUAAGUUCACUAGAAAAUCGGUACAUCAUUUUCGGGGAGUUGAGUAAUUUUAUUAUCUUUGGUUUUUGUCUAUACAAUUACGAAGUUUCUUUUCUUACCAGAGUCUAUCUUCAUCCUUCAUUUACCUAGUCCGUCAAUUGUAAUCUAAUUAUAGUUUCGAAUUUAUGUUAGAUCUGACUGAAUUGAUAUCGGGACAGGAAAUCCUAUUCGAAUAGUAUCGCGUAAAUUUUCGUACAAAUAUGAAUAAAAAAUACCUAUGCAUAAUCUCGUAUUUGUGUUUCGCUUGCGAAUAAUAUAAUUAAUAAUCUAAAAAAACGUGGGAUACUAACUAAUAUUCAAAACUUUGUUUCAGUCGAACCUAAACGUUGCUAUCACUAAAAGUCUAUAAAAACACUUUUUUCAUUCGAUCACUUAUUGAGUUUAAAAUUAUCCAGAUUCAUAUGAAUAUUUAUACAUAAAAACAUAAACUUGCGUCAUCAUUUAAAUUGUACGCAAAUAUUUUGUAGUGUGUAGCUUUAUACGGCUGAUACCUAAUAUAUAUAUAUUUAUUAAAGAUAUUAAUAUAUACAUACACUAUGAUUAUUAUAUCCGUGUAUUUUAUAUAAUAUAUAAUAUAAUAUUUGAUUGAUUGAACUAAUAAUUUUUUAGUGAUCAAUUUUGCUAAAUAUAAAUUUCAAAAAAAGAAGAAUAAAAAAAAAGCCGCUACGUUAUUUUGUACAAUGUUGUAUCAAUAAAUGGGUUUAAUGAUUAUUAACUGAAAAAAAAAACAAAAAAAAAACCUAAAUCUGAAUAGAAAUCCAAUAUUAUGCACACGUGCGUUCGAGUUCUGCUUUGAUUAUUCAGUGUUUUAGCAAGUCCUUUUUGAACAUUUUUUUGUAAAAGUAUUAUUUGAUAUAUUACUAGUCCGGCAUAAAUUUGCAGCUUCGAUUAUUCUUUCUGUAUAAUGAUACAACUGAAUUGCGGAUAUUAAUUCAUGAGAUUAAAUGAAAAAAAUGAUAAUGAAGGAAGUAGAAAUGGCAGAUAAUAAUCAGUUGGUUGCGAAUUUUUUUAAAGAAAGUGGGUCAAGAUUAAAUUUUGAUAUUGCAAAUAAUGAAGUCAUUUGAUACACCACCAUAUCCGUGACCUUGCUCAAUGUUUCUAUUAGCUAUGACAUUGAUUAUCUUAUAUCGUCGUGAUAUAUUCGCGAAAAAAAGAUAAAUAAAUAAUAAUAUGUAUAUCAAUUUGUUCGACACCCGUAUGCAAUUAAGUGUACAUUAUUAAAGUUAUGAAUCGACUUCAAGGCCCUGGAGGAAAGGUUACUGUCCUACGUUCUGUUAAAUGGAUUGCGUAAUGCGGAUUAUAAUCGUAUUUUUUCUGUACAGUCAGAUACGAUCCUUUCU
Messenger RNA from Athalia rosae (coleseed sawfly), 3090 nucleotides. It is a transcript of the gene Pu, whose product is annotated as saccharopine dehydrogenase-like oxidoreductase. NCBI's taxonomy places the organism in Eukaryota, Metazoa, Arthropoda, Insecta, Hymenoptera, Athaliidae. The coding region runs from base 158 to 1429 and encodes 423 amino acids. Gene Ontology annotation, cellular component: mitochondrion; lipid droplet; plasma membrane. The transcript has 8 exons. The record is from RefSeq and is a predicted model, not a curated record. Gene Ontology annotation, biological process: glycolipid biosynthetic process.